AUGGAUAGAUAUAAUCCUUCAUUAAUGUCAGGAAAACAAGAAUAUAAUUAUAAUAAAGAACUUAAGAAAUUCAAAUUUUAUAAAGUUCCUCAAAAUUUAUUGCCAAUGGCAAAUCAAAUAAUUGAGACAUACUUGAAAAAUAAUAUGAUUCAAGUAGAAAAACAUCCUGAUUUCGUACACCCUAUUUUAUUACUAAGAAAACCUACAAUUCAAGGAAUAAAUAAAGAGAAACUUGAAAAUAAUUAUAGAAUGGUAUGUGACUUAAGACUGAUUAAUUCAAUUACAAUUAGACAAUCAGGAGCUAAUUUAAAUACAGUUGAAGAAUUCAAAAGAAUAAAAGGAGGAGAAAAUAUUUUAUAUAGUUUAAUAGACCUCAGUAAUGCAUAUCAACAAAUACUGAUACCAGAAGAAAUGAGAUCCAAAUAUUCAUUUAGUGCGGAUGGAAUAAAUAUUUAUUCUUAUAGAACAUUACCACAAGGAGCUACAAAUUCAGCAUUUCAAUUUUCAUUAGUAACAAGUGAAUUAUUAAAGAAAUAUAAGAAUGAUGGUCAAGUAAUACAACAUAUCGACGAUUUCUUAGUAAUAACUUCAUUACCAAAAGAUAAAUCUGAAGUAGAAGCUAUAAGAAAACAUGCUGAAGUACUUAACGAAAUAUUGGAAAUAUUUCAGAAGAAUAAUUUAUAUUUUAAUAUUUAUAAGUCCAAACUAUUUAGAAAAGAAUUAAAUUAUUUAGCUUAUACUUUAAAUCAGAAAGGAUAUACACCUUCUUUAAAAAGUAUUUCUAAUUUAAUAAAACAAAUACCUAAGACUAAGAAAGAAUUACAAAGAUUCUUAUUUGGAACUCAAUAUUUUAAACAAACGUUACCUACAUUUACUGUAAAUGCAGAACGCCUUUUUGCUAAAUUAGGUAAAAAGAAAACCUCAUUUUAUAUGGACAAAGAAGAUAAAAAGAAUUAUUUAAAUAUAGUUAAUGAACUUUUAUCAUCACCUACACUUGGAUAUCCUAGAAGUAAUUGGAAAUUUAUUCUGAAGACUGAUGCAAGCGAUUUAGCAUUAGGAGCUUCAUUAAUUCAAGAAAAUCCGAAUGAUGAAAAAGAUAAAAUAUUAAUUGGAUUAGUUAGUGAAAAAUUAAAAAGAACUCAAAGAAAAAGACACAGUAGUUAUUUAGAAAUGAAAGCAAUUUGCAUAGCUCUCAACAAAUUUUCAUAUUUAUUAAAAGGAAAUGAAAUUACUAUAGAAACUGAUCAUAAGCCAAUCCAAUAUAUACAAAAUAAUAGUAUGAAUGAUAGAUAUAUGGAAUUAAUAAACUUCAUAAAUUGUUAUCCAGCUACAAUUAUUAUAAAAUACAUAAAGGGAAAAGAUAACAAAUUUCCUGAUUAUUUAUCAAGAUUAAUAGAUCAUGCCAUAGAGAAUGAAGAAAAGAAAGUAUAUGAGACAGAAAAUAAAAUAAUAUUUUCACCAAAUUAUUUAGAAAGAGAUGAAAAGGAAAUACAAAUUAAUAAAAUUAAUUUAAAUACCAUAUUAGAAAGAAAUGAUAAAAGUAAACUUUUAUCAAAAAGAAAGGGUGAGAAGAUAGGUAAAAACCAGAAAAAUUUGGAAAAAUCCAUAAAAAGCAAUAUAAAAAGAGGAAGACCAAAAGGAUCUUUAAAGAGAAAACCAGGAAGACCAAAAGGAUCUUUAAAGAAGAAACCAGGUAGACCAAAAGGUUCACAAAAAGAAAGAAAAGUCCAGGAAGAAAUUAAAGAAAAUUUAGAUAAAAUUAUAAAUUCUUUAGAAGAAUAUUCAAUUGAAGAAAUAAUAAAACACCAAAAACAAGAUAAAGAAAUAACUCAAGAAUAUAUUCAAAAUAAUAAGUUACAAAAGUUAAAUAACUGCUUAGGAAAAGUAGAUGAAGAAUAUCCUUUAAAAUUCAGACCAUACAUUCCAGAAGCAAUAAUACCAAAAUUAGUAGAAAUAGUACAUGAAAAAGGACACUUUGGAUAUAUUAAAAUGUUAAGAAACUUGAAUAUGAGAUAUUUUAGUAAAAAUUUUAGUAAAUAUGUUAAAAAAUAUACAGAAAAUUGUGAAACUUGUUUAUUAAGAAAUAAUUAUCCUAAAAUUAAAUAUGAAAGAACUUUAAAUGUUGCUUACCCAAACCAAAUAUGGAGCUGCGAUUUAUCUGGAAAAUUUCAAUUCAAUGGAGAAGAAAAAGUGAUACUUAUAUGUGUGGAUACAUUUUCAAAAUUUAUAAUGGCUAAAGAAAUAGAAGGAGAUCCUACAGACAAGAAAAUAAUUAAAGCAAUAAGUGAAUUUAUAUACUUAUAUUCAAAACCUACGAUUAUAGUUGUGGAUAAUGCCAAAUAUUUAAAUAGUAACGAAGCUAAAAGAUUCUUUGAAAUAUCACAGAUAAAAUUAAUGAGUGUCGCGCCUUAUACUCAUGGAAAUAGAAUUGCCGAAUUAUAUCUGAAAUUAAUUGAAGAAACAUUUAGUAAAAUUAGACAAGAGAAAAAUGAAGAAGUUAAAUUCAAAGACCUAUUAGGAAUGGCAACUUACUUUUUAAAUAAAGGAACACAAUCUAAUAAUUUCAACGCUUUUGAAAUAUUUAUGUUCAGAGAAAAUAACUUGAGAAAUAUAGAAAACAUUAAUUUGGAGAAUUACAACUACGACAUUUCAAAAUAUGUAAUCCCAAUGAUGCACAAGCAAGAAGAAUUAUAUGCUGCGGUAUAUACUACAGACUUGUAUAGAAAAUUAUCAAAAAAGAAUCAAAUUUUUAAAUCAAAUGAAUUUAAAGUUGGAGAUUAUUUUAUUUUAAAGAAACAGAAUUCAGAUAAGUGGGAUAAAGCAAAUGAAAAAUUUAAAGUGUUAGCGACGGAUAGUUUACAUUGUUACUUCAGAAACAAUGACCCUAAAUCACGUAAAUUAUAUAAAGUGAAUUGGACAGAUAUUCGGAAGGCUCCGAAAUCAGUCUGA
This is a messenger RNA of Strongyloides ratti, 2949 nucleotides long. Its product is annotated as Reverse transcriptase domain and Integrase,catalytic core domain and Ribonuclease H-like domain-containing protein. Bases 1 to 2949 code for a protein of 982 amino acids. Gene Ontology annotation, biological process: DNA integration. Gene Ontology annotation, molecular function: nucleic acid binding. The transcript has a single exon. NCBI's taxonomy places the organism in Eukaryota, Metazoa, Nematoda, Chromadorea, Rhabditida, Strongyloididae. The record is from RefSeq and is a predicted model, not a curated record.